GGAUCACCACAGCAGCGGUGUGUGUGUACCCGUCCCGUGUGGCUGACGCCGUCAAAUCUCUGAAGGCAGCCAACUCCAGCCUACCUGUGGCCUCAGUGGCCACUGGUUUCCCAGCAGGCCAGACGCCUCUGGAGACGCGCCUGCAGGAAGUCCUCCUGGCAGUCGGAGACGGUGCAGCGGAAAUCGACAUCGUCAUCAACAGGACGCUGGCGCUCAGCGGACAGUGGGAAGCUGUGUACAGCGAGCUUCGGCAGUUUCGAGAGGCCUGUGGUGAAGCUCACAUGAAGGCCAUCCUGGCUACUGGAGAGCUGGGAACCUUCACCAACAUCUACAAGGCCAGCAUGGUGGCCAUGAUGGCUGGUUCAGACUUUAUUAAGACUUCUACAGGGAAGGAGUCUGUCAAUGCGACGUAUCCAGUUGCUGUCGUGAUGCUCAGAGCCAUCCGGGACUAUUAUUUACUGACGGGCCACAAGGUGGGCUUCAAACCAGCAGGGGGGAUCCGAACAGCGCAGGAGGCUCUGGUGUGGCUAACUCUGGUUAAAGAGGAGCUGGGCAACGACUGGCUCCGUCCUCACCUGUUCCGCCUGGGAGCUAGCAGCCUGUUGGCAGACAUCGAAAGGCAGAUCUACCAUCACGUGACGGGACGGUACGCUGCCUUUCACGAGCUGCCCCUGGCUUAGAGUCCUGGUCCGGGUACCAAACACUCCCGGAGACUGGUUUCCCAAGGAAGGAAUAAAUGAGUCAAAAUAAAGCGUCUGCAGCGAUCUAAAGUUACGGAGUUAUUUUUGUGUUCAGAAACUUCUCUCAGGAAUUCUGAGUUUUCAUCCUGUCAGAAACAACAAAAAACUAACUAACAACAAUAAACUAGAUUUCUGAAGAGGUUUUGAAGCUGCCCAACAUUCCAACAUCAUUUUCUAAU
This is a messenger RNA of Nematolebias whitei (Rio pearlfish), 919 nucleotides long. RefSeq names its product deoxyribose-phosphate aldolase (putative) (gene dera). Gene Ontology annotation, biological process: deoxyribonucleotide catabolic process; carbohydrate catabolic process. Gene Ontology annotation, molecular function: deoxyribose-phosphate aldolase activity. The record is from RefSeq and is a predicted model, not a curated record. Gene Ontology annotation, cellular component: cytoplasm. NCBI's taxonomy places the organism in Eukaryota, Metazoa, Chordata, Actinopteri, Cyprinodontiformes, Rivulidae.